Tachysurus vachellii is the source of this 3641-nucleotide messenger RNA. Its product is annotated as E3 ubiquitin-protein ligase Topors-like. The transcript is spliced from 3 exons. Gene Ontology annotation, molecular function: metal ion binding; ubiquitin protein ligase activity. Lineage: Eukaryota; Metazoa; Chordata; Actinopteri; Siluriformes; Bagridae. Gene Ontology annotation, biological process: protein polyubiquitination; protein monoubiquitination. The record is from RefSeq and is a predicted model, not a curated record. Bases 201 to 3086 code for a protein of 961 amino acids.
UUGGCUGUUUUUUCCCCUCGAUGGUUUUUCCUCUGUUUCACAACUAGACACCAAGCGAUACGAUGACGUUAUUAAAGUUAUUAAAUUAAUUUAUCCAUCGCGGGAUAAGUGUAUUGUUUCGACCUGAUGUGUCUUUUCCAUGGAUGUGUGUGAAAGCGCGUUUUUAAAGGCUUUAGCAGGAGCUCGCGCAGCGGUCUGAGAUGAUGGCACCCACAAAGAUGAAGCUGCGUGUGAGAAAGAAGGAGAAAGGAUCUGCAAAGUCGUCUCAGCAGCAGCAGCAGCCGCUCCGUCCCGAGACGUCCCCGGACUCGAAGUGUCCGAUCUGUCUGGACCGCUUUGUGAACGUGGCGUCUGUGGAGCGCUGCCUGCACCGUUUCUGCUUCCGCUGCAUCCGUGAGUGGGCCAAGAACAAAGCGGAGUGCCCGCUGUGCAAGCAGCCGUUCCGCUCUAUCUUUCACUCGGUGAGGGCUGAGAAUGACUUCAAAGAGUUUGUGGUGCUGGAGGAGAAUGCUCAGAGUGCGACCACGUCAGCAUCAGCAGCUGUUACACUGACUGCUGCAGCGUUAGCAGUGGCACCAGCCAGCCAAAACGAUCCUGAAACUACAGCAACUCGAACUCGUUCUAGAGCAACGAGGACCAGGCAGAGGCGGAGUCAGAUACCUCAAGACCCCGCCCCUUCUGCUUCCUCAGUGGAAGGUGUGCCACUGGAUCAUGCAGCAUUGAUUCAGCGAAAUCCAGCUUGCCUGCGGCAACUGCUGCCAUUGCUACGCCGUGAGCGAGUCAUUGGAGCCAAUCCCAGUGAGCUCCGCCCCUUCCUGCUGGCACGAACUGACCACAUCCUGCAUGAACUGGUGAGCUUUGCACGCUCCAUCGAGGCCAUGCAGUGCCCUCAAGCCCCAAGCUAUGAGGAGGACAGCGGUUCCCAGUCCUCUAUAAUCAACAUCUCAGAGGAUGAUGAUGACAGUGUUGAAGCAGAUGUCACAAAGGACAGCACCCAGGAUCACGUGCCUCAGUUUCCUAUGGCAAAUAGCAGCGAAAUGUCCCUCAGCCAAUCUGCCUGGGAUGACGAGACUCCAGGCCCUUCCUACUCCACCCUUGGCCAUCCAGAAGCAGAGGAUGUGGAGCCUGAGGUGAACCAAUCAGAAGGAACCAGUGCUGCUACAGAACAGCGUGAGCACAAUGAGGAUGAUGAUAACGGUGAAGAGGAAGAGUGUAUGAUUGUGGGUUACGUGAAGCCAAUGGCGGAACGAACUCCAGAACUCGUGCAGCUUUCUUCAGACUCCACUGAAGAGGAGGAGGGAGGGAACGAGGUGGCUUCCACGGAGACAGUUAUGAAGGCAGAGAUAUCAUUGCCGUCUCAUGAGCAGGCUCCACUCUCUCCUAAGCCUUAUCCAUCCACCUCACACACAAAGAGAGGAGAGAACCUGGAGCAGUCAACAGAGCAAGAUGCCAGGAUGAUCUCACAUCACAGGAGGAAGGAACACGCUCCGAGACAUAGCUUCAGGAAAUCAUCACACUCCGUUUCAGGGUCACAUUCCCAGUCGAGCAGCGAGAGCUCUCCCCAAAGCAAACAUUCAGAAAAAAUCAGCAGAGCCAAUAUAAGAUUGACCUGUCGAGAACAAAGGAGACAGAGUCAUCACAUGUUAGGACAGAGCCCCACCGCUUUUGCUGAAAGAGAGGGCUCCUCUUCAGAGGAACAUGUCCAAGCUCGUUCCGGUUAUGUGAGAGAGAAAUCAUUUAAGUCUUUCUCUCCAUGGGAUUCACCCAGUCAUGAAGGUGAGCGCAGAAAGAAGAGGAGGAAAAGGAGGAGAGAGAAAGAAACAGAGAGGAGUAGGUCUCCUCAUCGGAAAUCACAACAUUGCCAUGGUGACCGCGAGCUCUGGCUUCCAAGCAGCAGCAGUAGCGAUGUGGAUUUAUGCCGGGAAAAACCUGCUGGGAAACGCAAAUACAAAACUCGGCACCUAGAGAGAACGGCUCGGCGUCGGAGCAGUGGGAAAUCCAGGGAGAGAGAACGGGAGAGGGAGCGAAGUCCAAGUGUGGAGAUCAUCUUUGAGCGCCGGGCCGCAGACACACACUCGAGGGGCCGGAGGCACAAAAAAAGGUGCCGGAGAAAAGAGCGAGAGCAGAACUCACCUACCAUUAUCACUAUAGACAGCGACAGCAGCAGCGAUCACACCAGUCAGACCUGUCACACGGAGGCUAACAGUCACACUGCUGACUUACAGAACCGGAUUAUAGAUGAGGACAAAGACUGCGUAGGUAACGAUCACACCGCUGACUCUCAAGUUCGCAUUGCUGACGACAACGAACACGUCACUGACUUUAGUGAUCACACCAUCGAUUAUCAGGAACGGCUUGCUGAGCUCAGCGAUCGAACCACUGAUGAUAAAGACUGUGUUACAGACUGGAGAAACUUCACCAGAGACUCUAAAGAUCAUGUUAAUGAGCAGACCACUGACUAUCAGAACUGCGGGACAGUGUUGAGUGACCAUAUGGCUGAAUAUGAAGACGGCGUUGCAGGUGAUAGCAUUCAAACCUCUAAUCAUAAAGACAAAGUAUCAGAGGUUGCCGAUUACACCACCGACGGCAAACACGGUGUUCGGAAAGUUACCGAUCAGGACCGCUCUACAGAUGCGAGCGGCCGCAGGGCCGAAUAUAAACACUGUGUUACGGAGGUUAACAGUAAGAACACUGACUAUAAAGAUAGUGUUAAAGAUGUAAGGGGUUACACAGCUGACUCUAAUCAUGAUCACACCACUGACUUGCAAGAGUCUCUUUUGGAUGUUGACGAUGUUCCAGACCAAUUUCAGGACUCUGUAACCGAUAUGAGGAACCGAGGUGAGCCGAGUGCAAGUGUUUUGGACAUGCUGAACCUGGAGAAUUACUUGGUGGACAUGGUGCAGCCAUCCGGUGACACCACCCGCAGGGCAGCGACAUCGCUCUCGGGCGCACGGCUGCUGGAAGUACAGGAUAGUCUGUUGGGGGAGGGGGAAAGGGUGCUUAGGAAUUGUACUGUGGACCAACAGGAGGUGGGGCUUGAAGCUCAUAGAGACCAAUCAGAGGGAGGGGCGGAGACAGCACACUGACGUGAUGAAGGCCUCGCGUAUUAGUGCAGAGAAGAGCCCUCAUGUAUAGAAUACACAAAACACAUGUUAAUUAGCAAACCUGUUUUGUUUUUACUGUCUUUUUCAUUAUCUUUGUUUUAUUUUAAACAUUACACCAAGUUUGCGGGACAGAUUUUCAUUUUUUUUUAUAUUACUGUCACUAUUUUAGUAUUUAUAAUGCCUGUGAUGAAAUGAAUAAAAGAAUAACCUACUGUGCCACAACACACACUUCUGUAAAACACAAUACACAUUUGUCUGUCUCAAGGAACUCAGGGAACUUGGUAAAUGUCCACUUAACCACCAUGCCUCUCUGCGUGUGUGUGCGUGUGUGUGCGUGUGUGUGUGUGUGCGCGCGUGUGUGUUGGGUCUGGAAGGUGUCAGCCUGACCAUACAAUGGAAAAGUGAACAAAACACUCGGUGCAAACAGUAAAACACACCAAAUGAGUUUCUGUCUAAUGGGAGUGUCUUUUUGUUUGGUCUAGUUUUGUUUUCCUCUCAGCUCUCCAGCUCUGUAAUAAUAAAAACACUUUCAUUUCA